Melopsittacus undulatus (budgerigar) is the source of this 1561-nucleotide messenger RNA. It is a transcript of the gene NUF2, whose product is annotated as NUF2 component of NDC80 kinetochore complex. Lineage: Eukaryota; Metazoa; Chordata; Aves; Psittaciformes; Psittaculidae. Gene Ontology annotation, molecular function: protein-containing complex binding. The record is from RefSeq and is a predicted model, not a curated record. Gene Ontology annotation, cellular component: Ndc80 complex; kinetochore. Gene Ontology annotation, biological process: kinetochore organization; mitotic spindle organization; attachment of mitotic spindle microtubules to kinetochore. The transcript has 13 exons. The coding region runs from base 48 to 1457 and encodes 469 amino acids.
UUCAAGCUGAGCGGCCGUUGGCGGUGUGGUGGUUGUCCUGUUUCGGGAUGGAGGCGCUCACUUUUCCUCAAUACACCCCCGACGAUAUCAUCACUUACCUCCGCGGCCUCAUCCUAACCGGCGCCGAGGCCCGGAACCUGGUCAAGGGCGACGUGUUUGGCAACCCUAAGCUUGAAGUUUUACAUAUGAUUUACAUGAGAGUCCUGCAGAAAGUAUGUGGAAUUCGUCUGGAGCAUUUUUACAUGAUGCCACUCAACACAAGUGUAAUGUAUCCACAAAUAUUUGAAGGCUUUCUACCUGUUUGUAACUUGUAUAUUCACAUGGAGCGGUUACUUCCGGUGUGCCAGAUUAAUGAUUUUCAAAUUGCUGAUGUCUUAAACCCAAAAACAAAGAGGACAGUUCGCUUCUUGAGUGGUAUUCUCAACUUCAUGCAUUUCAGAGAAUCUCGACGUGAGGUCUACUUGGAGUUACAACAGAACUAUAAAGCAGCUAUGGAGAAACACCAACAACUGGAAACUGCAAAUCGGGAGGCAGCAGCAAAGCUGGAGAAACUGAACACUGUUCCGGUUGAACAUCAAGCAGAGGUCAAGCAACUGACAGAUAACAUUCGAGAACUGGAACAGCUGCUAAGGCAAGACUAUCGCCGAAAACAAACAGCUUUGCAAGAAGUGAUUGCACAGAAGAAGUCAGCUAUUGCAGAGAGUACCCGAAAACUGAAUGAGCUUAAAGUGAUAAUGGCUACUUUGAAAGAAGAACAAGAGCAGCUAAAAUCAAAAAUCGUGGAGAGUCCAGAGGAACUGAAAAAUUACAAAGAAAUGAUGAAAGAGACUGUUAAUAAACUCAAGAGAUCCAAGCAAGAAGUUAUUGAGAAAUAUGAAGGUUAUAGAGACCUAGUUGAGGUUCUGCCAUCAUGCCAACUGGAGGUGCAGUUAUAUCAAAAGAAGAUGGAAAGACAUGGAGCAAAUGUGGAAAGACUGACCAGUAUAUUAUCAGAGGUCAGUGAUCUGGAGGACCAGCUUGAGAGUACUCAGAUGGAGCUGAAUAAGGGGACGACAGAUGAAACAUCCUUAAAGAGACUGGUCACUGCAAAACAUGAGAAGCUGUCUACAGCUGAAAUAAGGAUACAAAAGAAGCGUGAAGAUGUUGAGCAAUAUAAGCACACUGUAUUUGAAUAUUGUAACAGAGUUCAGGAGAAGAGAGAUGUUGUAUAUGAUAAAGUGAUGGCCAUUCAAAAAGAAAUCCACCAGACAAGGUUCAAAAUCCAGCAACUGAAUGAUAAUGCUGAAAAACAAGAAAGGAAAGCUAAGGAAAUAUGCCUACAUCUGAAGGCUUGUUUGGAGAAGCAUCAUGACUCUCUCAUUAAGACAGCAAAGAGUUACACAGCCUCACAUGAAGAUAAAGUUGCUGAACUGGAGAAGGGGCUGCUCAGAGUUCAGACUUCUGGAAGUAGUUCGUAGACCUGUCUUCACUUGUAUUCCACUUUCAUUAUGUUUAUCCUUGUAUCUGAACUGAAGAGCUUGUGCUUUGUGGCAUGGAUAAUUAAUAACUUGAUUUUUUUUUU